UCAGAUGGAACCUGAGCUCUCGCACGAUAAACCCGGUUACUCUCUCAGGUGACCAGGUCACUAACUAUCAGGGGAUGCACUGCAUACAGGAUGAAGGUUUCACGAUAUAGUCAUGUUGGCAUGGGUGUAGUACGAAACCUCAUACGUCCUGCAUGCAUAGGUCUACAUAGUCUUCUUGCUGCUACUCAUGCCAUCUUACUAUGCGUAUGGGCAUUCCGACUCGAACAUUCGAUCGUCAUGUCCCCCGGACGGGCGGAAUCUAUGCCGACCUACAUAUCACUCGUGUCGCAAGCCAUCAUCAUCCCUUACACAGCACUACUCGUCUUACUCACGCAAUAUCUUGCGCUGCGCAGACUGUUCUCAGGAAGACACACUCUAACGUUUGUCCUGGAUGUAUCAACCGCAUGGACGGGACUGGGUGCCGCGCUCGUGAUUGUUUGGAGACAGGUGUCAUCUCGCGCCAAUAUGUUCGCAACAUUCACAGUAGCCGUUUACCUCAUAUGCAUCUCCGCUUUGCACGUCACUACACCCUCGUUGCUCUCCGUGCAAUCGUUUAAUCAGACCGAUGCCAUCACAGUUCCGGUGGCUGUCGGUAUGCCUAUACUCAAUGCCUCGGCACCUGUAUGGUCUGAUUCAGUCAUAGACUUGUGGUCUCAGGCGGCAUCGAUCCUCGAGUACAAUGUCAUUGGCACGCAGUAUCUACCGACCACAGGACUGGCCAACAACACAAUCUACGAUUUCAACCCUCCCGGGAGUAACCUAGUCGAAGUUACUGUGAACGCGACCACCGCAAACGUUACCUGUGGCUGUAUCCCGAAUGCAAGCCUCACGAUGUUCGAAAUCCAAAGUGCGAACGUUUCAGGCGCCUGGGUGAAUGCGGCGUACGGUCGUUAUCAGUUCAGCUUCGCGGUUGAAACAUGGCCAGUUUGGUCUUCGCUAAUCCAUUUAUCCGUGGUCGACUAUGACCCAACGCAGCUAGGAAACACAUCAGUCUCUAUACCUUUGGGACGAAGCGCAUUGUUCUUGACAACACUGAAUGUGACCGACGGCGAAGGCCGGGCAGUGUCGCCUGUCCAAGGGGAAGGAAAUUUGAACGUACAGCUUCUAGGAUGCACCUUGAGCUGGACCAAGGGUGCUGUCGUGUUAGACGGUGCUACAAGACAACCAGCGGAUCCUAUUGUACAGAGCGGUGAUCAUGAAACAUCAUGCCCCCUAUGGGAGCCUCUCCUGGCAACUGGCCCGGCGCAAGUUGAUACGCAACCUGAUAUCGAGUCUGAUUCGUGGGCUUCUAUGUUGAGCAACGCCGAUGAAACGACCAAUAAUCCUUUAUGGAACUACAAUCAAUCCCUGCAAGGCGUACCGCUGGCAGUCAGCGGAAUCCAGCUGACAUAUUCAUAUGGUGAUUUGACACCCCUAUACCUAGGAGAGAUUCUCGGUAUUCCAGAGCUCAGUGGGACACAAGCAGUGAGUUUGAUUGCAUUCGAGGAGGCCUUGAGCAAAAUGACGGCUCUGUCAUACUGGUCAGCUGCCCAUCUCGUUGACAUCGAAACCCAAGAGGGCGUUUUGGCCGUCGCCUCUGGAACUGCUCGAGGUUCCAUGGCCAUGUUUCGCCUCAACUUCAAUACACCACAGAUCAUCGUUGGACUCGCGGCUUCCGCUGCGAUGUUGAUCAUCGCGAUGCUUUUAGCCCUCAGUGCCGCGAAGGAUUUUCCGCUUGUCGAUGACUUCAGCCCUAUGCAUCUGAUGUGGCUCGUCAUAACGAACCCAUCGCUCCAUCAACGCAUAUCGGAGGUAGAGACACCGUCCACGGAUCGUCUGCGGGAGGCAGGCAUGAUCGACCUCGGAUCCUGCACUCGUUCCGAGACCUCGCUUGCACGGAUGGAAUACGAGAAGUUGGAGCGGGAGGAUAGCAGCACGCUAGAUAUUGCUGAGUAACGUCUUGUAGGGCAUCAGACCUGCGAGUAGUAAGUUACGAACAACGGGACGGGUCAUGUCUGAUUCAUGAUGUAUGAAUGACCGAUGAAACUCA
Rhodofomes roseus is the source of this 2029-nucleotide messenger RNA. RefSeq lists its product as uncharacterized. Bases 91 to 1935 code for a protein of 614 amino acids. NCBI's taxonomy places the organism in Eukaryota, Fungi, Basidiomycota, Agaricomycetes, Polyporales, Fomitopsidaceae. The transcript is spliced from 13 exons. The record is from RefSeq and is a predicted model, not a curated record.